Molecule: messenger RNA, 1383 nt
Organism: Exophiala oligosperma
Lineage: Eukaryota; Fungi; Ascomycota; Eurotiomycetes; Chaetothyriales; Herpotrichiellaceae
Exons: 2
Coding region: 210-1151 (313 amino acids)
Molecular function (GO): phosphoglycolate phosphatase activity; alkaline phosphatase activity
Source: RefSeq, a predicted model, not a curated record
GUUGCUUCGUCCUUCCCCCGAGAGAUCCGGCGAUGAGUUUGCGAUUAUACCUUCGGCGCUACUCCGAGGUACGGUACAAAGAUCUGAAGCGUUAUUGAACAAGAGAACCGAUUCUCUCCAAGAACCAAAUUAAUUUUUUUCUUUCUUUCAAUCGAAUCCAUUCUUUUUUCUCGCUCUCCCUGUGAUUGAAGACUCCUCUACUUAGAACCAUGUCAACGCCUGAAUACCUCACAGGCAACAAGGAGGCCAUAAGGAAUUUCCUGGACAAAUUUGAUGUCUUUCUAUUCGACUGCGACGGAGUUUUAUGGUCCGGUGACCACCUCUUCCCCGGGGUACCUUCCACGCUCGACCUCUUGCGCAAGCAUGACAAACAAGUUGUGUUUGUGACCAACAAUUCCACAAAGUCGAGACAAGACUACAAAAAGAAAUUGGAAGGGAUGGGUAUCCCGGCGACGGCGGAGGAAGUCUUUGGCUCUUCUUACUCGGCGGCCGUUUACAUUUCGAGGAUCCUCCCAAAGCAGCACCCGGAUCUCCAGCAAAAGAAAAAGGUGUUCGUGGUGGGUGAGGCCGGGAUCGAGACGGAAUUGGACGCAGAGGGGGUACCUCACAUAGGAGGCACCGACCCGAAAUACAGGCGGGAAGUCACCCCGGAGGAUUACAAGCUACUCGCCGCGGGCGACCCUUCGGUGUUGGACCCUGACGUCGGGGUCGUGCUCAUGGGCCUGGAUUUCCACUUCAACUACCUCAAGAUGUGUUAUGCCUACCAUUACAUCAGACGGGGGGCUCUGUUCCUCGCCACGAACACCGACUCGACCCUUCCCUCGGCGGGCGCCCUUUUCCCGGGAGCCGGGUCCAUAUCGGCCCCCCUGGUCAAGAUGUUGGGUGAUCAGGAACCGGUGGCCUUUGGGAAACCGAGCCAGGCCAUGAUGGACGCCAUAGAGGGCAAGUUCAGGUUCGACAGGUCCAGGGCUUGCAUGGUGGGCGACCGGGCCAACACGGACAUCCGGUUCGGCCUCGAGGGGAACCUCGGGGGCACCUUGGGGGUGCUCACCGGCGUCGCAACCAAGGAGGAGUUUCUGGAGGGAGACACCCGUCCACACUUUUACGUCGACAAGCUGUCAGAUCUACUCGAGGGCAUACAAGAACAAUAAAAUAAAAGGUGGGAGAAAUCGUUAAGCGACGGCGUCGCGGGCUAGAGUCGGGUUCGGGUGCUUUUUUGGUGUCCUUGUUUGCGACGAUAGAUAUCCUUAUACAAAAGGGAGAGGAUGGAUAGACACAGGCAUACAUGUAUAGACACAAAAGACUUGGUUUUCUCUCUGUGGCAUUGCGUUGUGUAUGGCAUCAGCUUCGGUAUACAAAGUCCAUCACAACCAAAUUCGAAAU